This is a messenger RNA of Cercospora beticola, 3677 nucleotides long. RefSeq lists its product as uncharacterized. The record is from RefSeq and is a predicted model, not a curated record. Gene Ontology annotation, biological process: intracellular calcium ion homeostasis; calcium ion transmembrane transport. Lineage: Eukaryota; Fungi; Ascomycota; Dothideomycetes; Mycosphaerellales; Mycosphaerellaceae. Gene Ontology annotation, molecular function: calcium ion binding; calcium channel activity. Gene Ontology annotation, cellular component: membrane.
AUGUCUGCCACGUCGUUUUGCAGCUUCUAUACCUGAUCGUGAGAGUUGAGCCGGCAUGAGCCUUGGAGCUGAUGGAAGUUUUCUCCUGCAGAAGCGAGAACGCCACAUCCGUAGUGGCCGCGGUGCAGGAACGCGCAGCCAACGGGCAUGAUGGCCCUUCUAUGGCGCACCGUACGCCAUCGAUGAAACUCGGGCUGCCUCGACGACAUGUCCACGACGCAUUCCUGACCACCGGAAAGCUCUUCUUUCUCCUUGCGCAUCCUCCUCUCCUAUCGUCUCCCUCCUCCUACACCCGCUCACUCGCUACAGGGAUUCCAGCUCCCGCCAUUGACUAAACCCUCAGGACGUCAUCUAUACAAAACUGCUUUCGCCUGCGGCGGACUGCACCCGCGCGUUUCAGUCUCAGUCUCUCGCUCGCUCCCCCGAAUCACAUCAUCUCACUACAAGCCACUACUCUCUAAUCCCCGGGGUGCCAGGCGCACUAUCGAUCCCGGUGAACGACUGCAGCUGGCUAGCUUCACGAGCUGUUUCUAGACCAGCUCAAAGAUUCACCAACGGCCGCGGAUCUGCUGCAUACCAUACGCGCAUUCACUCGCUCGCGCGAACCUUCAUUUCCACUUCCAGGCAGUUUCACCUGAGGCGGCAGCUCAUCCUUGAGCAUGUCAUCCCACCUUCACGCCCGCCCUUCGCAAACAAAACGCUUUUCUCGCGAAGGCUUCCAGCCCAUUCCUGCAACCCACGGCGACAAUAUGGGUUACAGCAACAACAUGGCCUACGGCGGCAAUGACGCGACCAUCGACAUUCCACUCGAGCAAGUGCAGACUCAUGCGAGCAGUGGCGGCGGACUUCGCAAUGCGAGUGCCACGGUCGAGAAUCUGCAACCCACAAACCCGAUCAACGAGAAGCAGAGCACAGGAGGCUUCUUCCGAGGUCGAAGGAAGAAGACGCAGAAUGAUGCGCGGAAGGGCUAUGAAGAAGAAGCCGACACAUUGACGACGAUGGGCAAGAUCUACAACAAGAUUUUGAACUUCUCCAUCGUGACGCGGUACUUUGUCUACGUGCUGCCUCUGGGUCUUCUGAUUGCCAUUCCAAUCAUCGUGGGCAGCUUCUACAGCGACGAGCGCUCGCCCAAGAUUGCUGGCGUGCGCAUGGUCUGGUUCUUCACAUGGGUCGAAGUGGUCUGGUUGAGCUUAUGGGUCAGCAAGCUGCUCGCCCACUUCUUGCCGUUUGUAUUUCAGAUGCUGGUCGGAGUGGUGAGCUCGGGCGUCAGGAAAUACGCGAGCGUCAUCCGCAAACUCGAGAUCCCACUUUCGCUGGUCGGAUGGGCUGUCACGAGUUUGGCGACGUUCAAGCCGUUGAUGACGAGGAACCCGUACAACAGUCAGGCUCGAUUCGCUCUCAACACCGGUGCUGGCACGUGGGUGGACAUUGUGCAAAAGGUUUUGGCUGCGAGUGUGGUGUGUACGCUGGUGUUCUUGGGUGAAAAGACGAUCAUCCAGCUCAUCAGCAUCAAUUACCACGCGAAGCAGUUCAAUGGCAGGAUCAAGGACUCUAAGCGACGAAUUUACAUCCUUGGAUUGCUGUACGAUGCCUCGAAGGCUAUCUUCCCGCAAUACUGCCGGGAGUUCGCAGAGGAAGACUAUGCUAUCGCGGAUCAGAUCAAUUUGGCUGUUUUCGGGGGAAAGAAGAAGGCACACAAUCACCGCCGUUCUGGGUCUGCCACUCCUAUGAAGAUGUUGCAGACUGUUGGACGCGUCGGCGACAAGGUUACUUCUGCGUUCGGCAAUGUCGCAUCUGAGAUCACUGGCAAAGAGGUUUUCAACCCGAACAGCUCUCACUCAAUUGUCGUGGAAGCACUUGAGAAGAAGCGCACAUCUGAGGCUUUGGCGCGCCGCAUCUGGAUGAGUCUGGUCGUCGAAGGCAGCGAGUCCCUCUCCGAGGAAGACAUCAUCGAAGUGCUUGGGCCAGAUCGUCGACAUGAAGCAGAAGAGGCAUAUUACAACCUAGACCGCGAUGGAAACGGAGACAUUUCGCUUGAUGAGAUGAUUCAGACUGUCGUCGAAUGGGGCCGCGAGCGUAAGGCGAUUGCCAACUCUAUGGCUGACGUUGCGCAAGCUAUCAGUGUCCUUGAUCGCAUGUUGUGUACGGUCGUGCUGGUCGCGGUCGUCUUCAUCUUUAUUGCGUUCCUCAACACCAACUUCGUUACCACCCUGGCCACUACCGGUACAGCGCUUCUUUCGCUGUCUUUCGUCUUCUCCGUCACCGCACAGGAGAUUCUCGGAUCUUGCAUUUUCCUUUUCGUCAAGCAUCCCUUUGAUGUCGGUGAUCGCAUUGACAUCAAGGACGAGGCUUUCGUCGUUGAGCACAUCAGCUUGCUCUACACUGUCUUCAAGCGAGCAUACGGAACCAAGACUGGCCAGCUUUGCCAAUACCCAAAUGUGGUCUUGAACAGCUUGUCACUGGACAACGUUAGCCGCAGUACUGCACAGACCGAACAUAUUACCCUGGACAUUGCAUUCGAGACGAGCUUCGACGAUAUACAGAUCCUCAAGAACGAGCUUCACAAGUUUGUCACGGACAAGGAGAACAACCGCGACUUUCAGCCAGAUGUGGAGGUCGAAGUGCUUGGUACUUCAGACAUGUCUAAGCUACAGCUCAAGGUUGAAAUUCGACACAAGAGCAACUGGUCGAACGAGACGCUUCGUGCGGCAAGACGCAGCAAGUUUAUGUGCGCUCUGGUUGCAGCACUUCGAGUUGUGCCAAUCUAUGGACCGGGUGGAGGUGUUGAUGCAGCUGGCAGCGCGGCCAACCCGAACUAUGCUGUCACGAUCUCCGACUCGGAAGCUAAGGAGAAUGCACAGCACACGGCCGAUGAGAGGGAGAAAGCACGUCUGGUGCCAACGAAGAAGAUCGAAGAGGCCAAGGCAUCUGGCGCAGCUGUGAGCGAAAACGCAGCAAGAAGUGCUCCUGGCGUUAGCUUUCAGGACCCGGCAAUCGGUGGAUUGAACGCUCGUGAUCCAGCGAGAGACGAUGCCCGAGACACCGCGUGGGCAACGGGCCGCGAUGACAGCACCAGCACGCUCGGAGAGCGGCCAAGCUACGACCAGCAAGAUCUGAACGAUGUGCGUGGCCUUCUCGAGCGUGCGAACACGCGUGGUAGGAGGAAGCCAAGCGUCAGAGGUGGCGGACCUAGUGUGCCCUCCAUUCAAGAACCACAAGUCGGGCAGUCCACCACAGGCUACCCUGCGCCGUACAGGCCCAACGUCGCUACCCAACCACCGCAGUACCAGCCUUCGCAGAGCACCCUGCCAACGGGUUUCGGCUCUCCGGUAGAAAUGAGCCAGCUCCCACAGCGCAGCACGAGCAAUCCUUACAGGCAACAGCAGCCCGGACAAGGACAGCUCAACCCUAAUACUGGACGAGUUGACGAAGAUGAUGACGGUUUCGGUAACACACGACCAUAUUCGGGAGUCUAGAGGACUAGCAUGGAGGAAGAUGAGUACGAGUAUGAUUUUAGACAAGCGCUGGGGCAUCCCUAUAGCCGUGGCAUAGCGAGGCGAGUGCAACGAGAAAGCAGGCGGCUAUGACAGCCUUCCUUGUACCAGCAUCAAAAGUUUGGCCGAAGUGCUCUGGCCACUCCGUGUUAGAUCGCGUUUUUCAUGAACUUUUUCUCUGUA